AACACUUCCAGUCAAUAACCAACAAGAAAAUUCAAUGGCAGAAGUAAUCACACUUUCCGACGAUGACGACGAUGUAAUUCCUUUGACGCCUAGACCUCCCGUCGUUCUGAAAACCAGUACGACAGCAAAUCAUGGUAACAACAGUCAAGCAACAGUUCACGUUUCGACUGGAAAAAAUUUGAAUUUUGAUCAGAUCGGAAUAAGAAGGCUCUCAGACGUCUACAAUAAGAAUCAGCCUGCGUUCCGAGGAAAUGAAAUUCCCACAGGAAUUCGAAAUUCGAGGCCUUCAUUGCCUGCGACAGCUAUUCUUCAAAAUCCUCAAUUUCUAGUACAACUAGCGGCAAAAGGUCUAAAAAGACCAUUUUCAUCUGUCCACAGUACACCGGCGGUCGUCCCAUCUACAUCAAUACAACGAACACGAAACAAUCAGAAUGCCGGAAAUACUCCGAACAUUUACAAAGGACAUUAUAUGUUCGAAGCAACUGAGAGUUAUGAACCAUCACGAAGAUCUUCUAGAUAUAACACAAAGAAAAUCGAGGGAAAAUUCAUGUGUUCCUAUAAUCCGACAAAAUGCUACAAAUUAUGUGGAAGUGUCGUUGAAGUCAUCAAUCACAUAUGGGCUCACGUUAUUCAUGAUCCUCCGUUGCCACCAAUUGAAAAGAAGGAAUCAAAAGAUGAUGGUAUGUUCUCUUGUCUGUUGAGAAACUCGGAUGCAGCUCAACUCGCUGAAAAUAGUGCUUUGUCACUGAAGAGAUUGCAGACUUGCCAGUUUUGUAACGCAGUAUUCCGUACUGUUCAUUUGAAAACGAUUCACGUUGUCAAGUGUCAUAUGGAGCAAGAUCACCUGGAUACCACGUGUAAUAUUUGUGAGCUGGAUUUUGGUAAUUCAAUUGCAUUGAACACACAUAUGAAAAAACACAUUUCGGGAGAAGCUCCAUACAAUUGUCAAAAAUGCAAAUAUCGAACAUCAGUUAGAGCUUUCUUUUAUCAACAUUUCAUUGAGAAGCAUAGCAAUGAAACUCUUCUCUGUCCGAUUUGUCUCCAUCACGAGGAUCUACGUCCAAAUGUCCGUCGAUCCAAGCACAUUUUCGUUCGCGAAUUCGUUAACCACAUGCGUUCUCAUGCAUUGGGACCACAAAUGCGAUGUCAUGUAUGUGCUCUGACAUUCACUAGCAGAUUAUUGCUUGAGGCUCAUCGUACCAAUGAUCACACAAUGCUCAAUUCACUGUGGCAAGUGAUUGAACGGAAAUCCGUCCAUGAAACUGAAAGAGAGCAUAUGUCAAAAAGAAAUAAGAUAGGCCUACUUCAACGUAGAUUCUUUGAAACUCUGGAAGGGCGUCGGAUAAACGAUGAAGUUGCCUGUGCUGGAGACAAAGAACGAGAAGGAUUUGAUCUGACGACUACUGGGGAUACUCUGUUCGAAUGUGAAUGUGGCUUCAAGUCGUGGAAUGGGAACCGAACAGCAUCACAUUAUCACAAAUGUCGUCGGUCUAUAAAUGAUAUCGAAAGAAAACGGGAAAUUGUCCGGCUGGGAAGUGAUCCGAAAGAAGAACUCGAACUUUUCGCUGUAUAUCCACAACCAACAAACACUGAAGCAGAAACUGAAGAAGCAACACUUCGAAAAAUUCAUUUGGAGAGAGGAGAUCCUUUACCAAUUCUUGAAGAUAUUGUUUACCAGCCAAUUGAUGAUUUACCACUAUUAAAAAUGCUCUCUAAAAACCACGACAAAAGUUUGGAAAUUAUGGAAAAGUGCACGGCGAGUGCCGUCACUACCGAAGACUGAUUCGAUCUCGCUUGAUCUCCUCAUUAUGAUACUAUUAUUUGUAUCGAUUUUUCUCCACGGUUAAAAACUCUACUUCAUUAUGUUUUCCCAUUGAAUCACAUUUCGAUCUUUUCCAUGCUUAUUUUGAAUGAAUUACAAAUGUCUUGAACAAAUU
This is a messenger RNA of Caenorhabditis elegans, 1937 nucleotides long. RefSeq names its product C2H2-type domain-containing protein (gene row-1). The record is from RefSeq and is marked reviewed. NCBI's taxonomy places the organism in Eukaryota, Metazoa, Nematoda, Chromadorea, Rhabditida, Rhabditidae. Gene Ontology annotation, cellular component: nucleus.